GUUUGCCAAUUCGCAGCAUUUUUACCGUGUUGAAUCGAAUAUAGCCAAAGUUGCUACCACCAGAAGUGUUUGUAAUCUUGCAAUUCAUUACGGAACAGGAAGGAAACGGAAAGCAUAUUUAUUUCCCUUGCGUCAGUGCACCCAAGUUUGCCUGCCUGUAGGCUGUGUAUGCUGAGGUACUUAGAAGAGUCAUUGUGAUUGUUUAGUUUUCCUUGUAAAUGUGAGUUGAUUUUUUAUUUUGUGACUCACUUACACUUGAAGCCCAGAAUCGCAUCAUGGCUCGCCGGCGAUGUUUGUGUUGUCUUAGUGCAAAAGCAAAGGCGGACGAGAAUGGUGGACACGCCGCUGCUCUUGAUGCUAGGGUCGCUGACGAUAAGCCUAAGCGUGAAGGCGAGGCUGCGGCCCACGAGGGGUACAAGCGCGGGUCGCAAAGCACCGCCCACCGCCAUCCAUCAUCCGGAAGGAUUAAAAACGAGAGCAACCAAACUACUCCGCCCCCUACUGUGAAGACUGCGGCUUCGCCGCGGCGAGGAGGCAGCGCCGACGCUAGUAUAUCUUCAACGCGGAGCAAGAACAACAAGCCUUCCAAGCAGCCAAGGGUCACCUCUUCAACGUCAUGCGUGAGAAAGAAUAAGAAGCUUUUCCUUGUCACCAAGUUUGUCCUCGCCAUCACUCUCGCCCUCGGCGUCUCUUUCGCUCUAUUCGCCGACCCACCGACAAAAAAAACUACCCGCGCAGCGUUCGCUCAGUAUCUGUCCGACUCGAAAGAGUAUGUCGUCGCGAAGUCGCGCGACGCGCAAGAGAAAAUGCGCAAGCUCUCCCAGGACGGCCUUUACCGCGUGUUCAAAAGCACGUUCCCGGACUUGGGCCAGCGGACACUGUUCCUGCUAGGGAACAUGGCCGAGGAGAUCAAAGUGCGGGUGGCAAGAACGAUAGAAGCCGCGAAGGCAGUAAUAGGCGCGAGUAGCAGGCGGUGAGGACGACGAGCACCUGGUGCCCCAAUACUAGUACUUCUUUCACUUCUUAGCAUUCAAUACGUACAUCGAAAACGAUACAACUCCAACCCCUGGUGGUGGUGGUGGUGGUGACUGUAAGUAUGUCCGCAUGAUCCAUGUGCAAGUGCACAACCCGCGGGAUGUACUUGUGGAUCCGAAGAAGUGGUAGAGCCGCACACAGGAUCAUUUGAUUUUGAUUUGGGAAUAAUUUCGAAGCAGUUAGCCG
Molecule: messenger RNA, 1221 nt
Organism: Amoebophrya sp. A120
Lineage: Eukaryota; Dinophyceae; Syndiniales; Amoebophryaceae
Source: the annotation of a GenBank genome assembly